Suillus clintonianus is the source of this 1389-nucleotide messenger RNA. RefSeq names its product nucleophile aminohydrolase. The record is from RefSeq and is a predicted model, not a curated record. Bases 63 to 1196 code for a protein of 377 amino acids. Lineage: Eukaryota; Fungi; Basidiomycota; Agaricomycetes; Boletales; Suillaceae. Gene Ontology annotation, biological process: protein maturation. Gene Ontology annotation, molecular function: threonine-type endopeptidase activity. The transcript has 10 exons.
AACACAGAUAUACGAUACUAUGCGGCCUUUAAAUUUAUGUAAACACUUACAAUCGUGCAGUGAUGCAGGCGCCGACGAACGAACGCCGCGUAUAUGUCGCAGUGCACGGAGGAGCAGGAUAUCAUGGGGUUGUGUCAGAACAAAGUGUCAAGAGUGCUUUGAAACGUGCUUGUGCUCGAGCUUUGCGGGGAUCACCAUCAGACAACUCCUCUGCCCUUUCUGUUGUAGAGCGAGCCAUAUCCGUUCUUGAGGAUGAUGAAUACCUCAACGCAGGAUAUGGUUCCAAUCUGACCGUGGACGGCAAUGUCGAAUGUGAUGCAGCUGUCAUGGACGGCUUGUCAGGAGAUUUCGGCAGCGUUGGUGCCGUACCAGGAGUAAAAAAUCCAAUAAAACUGGCAUCGGCAGUGUUGAGGCACUCCAGAGAACCCGACUCUCUUGGGCGCAUCCGCCCCAUGACUCUUGUCGCGUCCGGUGCACACUCGUUUGCAUCGUCGCAAGGUAUCCGGACCGUUGCUCCAAAUGAAAUGAUAUCACCACGAGCGACACAAGAGUGGCAAAAAUGGAAAUCGCGACUGGAUCACCCUGCUGAUGGUCACGGUAAUCAAGAGAGCUUGCCUCAUGAUGCCAUGCAAGACACAGUUGGCGCGGUGGCCUGGGAUGACGAAGGCAAUCUCGCUGCUGGUGUUUCAAGUGGUGGGUUGCUGCUCAAAUACUCAGGUCGUAUUGGUGAAGCAGCUACUUUUGGAACCGGGUGCUGGGCGCAGCAAUCCCUUAACGAACGUUCUGGGAUGGCUUGCAGCAUCUCUGGAGCAGGGGAGCACAUAAUGCGAGGCGGACUGGCCCGUGUGUUGGGCGAAGCGCUACAGUCACCGCAUUCAGACGACAGCGAACUUGAUACACACCACUUGUUGCUUCGAAUACUGAAUCAGCAAUUUGCUGAACCAUUGCGUCAACGAGGGGAUCGGAUGCCAAACGCAGGAGUUUUGCUGUUGACAAAAGAAAAUGGCGACGAUGAAGUUGAAGCAGUGCCAAGGUUAUGGUGCGCGUUCACUACAGAAAGUAUGGCGGUCGCGUACGCAAGCACCACCCAACCCUCACCAAAGGUGUCCAUUUUGCGUCGGCCAGCGUCGACUGGCUCCACCGUAGAUGCAGACAAGCUGUCGGUGUACAUAACUGCACUGCCCAUUCACCGGUAACCUCAUGCAGCCUUCAUGCGGGGGGUAGUAAUUGUGUCAAUGGACACUGUCUUCAUCUAUGUAGAUAACACUUCACGCGGUGCGCCAUGAUCCGAGGGUUACCGGUUACACCCCAUCGUCAUCGGAGACUAGACAUCCCAUUCGGUGGGGUAGGACUUGGACGAGGCGUUGCUGAAUUAUUCAAGUUGGCCAG